GGCAAGUCAGUCAGACGCCGAGUCCCUCCUUCUGAGACUGGCGGGUAACCUAGCAACACAGGGACCGCGCAGGUAACUGAGGACGGAAACCUGGCGCCCUCAGAGCCGGUUGUCAGAGACAAUAAAAACACGGUACCCAGAUAGUGUAUCCAAGUCUCAACCUCCAAGGGCAUACAGAGGCAAAGAAGGCUGCCCACAAAAUGGCUUUAGACAUUCUAGCCCUGGCCCCUUUAUACCAAAGCCCCGCCAUGAACAAAAUAGGAGGAAAGACAGACGCAUCUAAAAAUCCAGCCGACCUGCUAAAGCCCUUGGUCCCCUCUAAGACCAAACUCACCACCAUUGAGGCCAAGAGAAUCAUGUCCGUCCUGGAGGAGGCCAUCCACAAGGUGGAGCUGGUGACGGCGCUGUCGUACAUGGCCUCCAACCCUGAGGAGAUGGAGAAGGUGCUGGGGGUGGACAUCCUGAGAGCAGUGAGAGAGCAUGAGGACCUUUGCCAGACCUGCCUGGAAAGUGCCAGGUACCUGGAGGAGAGAGAAAGGCAGUUGCAGGAUGAGGAAGAGAUCGAGGAGGAAGCGUGGCUCAGGGACCUUGAGCUCUCCAUGGAGGUGCAGAAAUCCAGCCUCCUGAUGCUUAUGCAGCGGAUCAAAGACUCCACCAAGAACGUCAUGAGACUCUUGCUCAGCAACCCCCAGGCUCUCGGGCUCCUGCAGACGCAGACACUGGGAAGAAGGGAAGAAGCCCAGAAGUUUAUUGACAGCCUGAGAGAGCUCCAGGGUUUCCUCUUCGAGAAGCUACUCACUAGCCCCAUGGAAGCUAGGGAUAAGGCCCAGUUCAUUCAGGAAAUCAAUAAACGAAAUCGGAGGAACCAAGAAGUCAUUGAUGCUCUUGAAAAUGAAUUGGCAGCAAGAACAAAGAACAGGGAUGCAGAGGUGGAGAAGGACAAUAUCACGAUCCAAGAACUGAAAAGCCACCUGCAUCAGGUGCUCAAGUUCUCGGAGAGCAGCCUCCUCCGAACCAAGCACGAGGCCGAGAAGCAGCAGAAGGCAGACUUCAAGGCCUCGCAGGCCAGGGUGGCCAAGAUCCAACAGGAGAUCCUGAUGCUGCGGUCACAGUUCCACAACCUGGUCAUGGACAACCGGGAGGCAGAGCAGGCGCUGAGGAAGAAGAAAUACAAAGUGGAGACAGAAGUCGAGAACUGGAUCCAGAAAUAUGAUACGGACAUGGGUGAAAAGCAGGACGAGUACGAGGAACUGGACGCCAUCCACCAGGAGGAGAAGGUGCAGCUGAACGAGCUGCAGCAGAGGCACGACGUGCUGCUGGAGGAGUUCGCGCAGAUCCGGGAGGAGCAGGAGAUCCUGUCCAAGAGGCGGCUGGAGGCGGAGCAGGAGAUGGUGCGGAUGGUGCGCGCGGCCACGCUCAUCCAGGCCUUGUGGAAGGGCUACCUGGUGCGCUCCCUGCUCAGAUCCAAGAGGAAGAAGCGGGGCAAGGGCAAGGCGAAGGACAAGGCGAAGGAGAAGGAAAAGGGCAAGGAGAAGGGCAAGGCGAAGGGCAAGGGCAAGAAAUGAGCCUCCACCCGGAGCGCCCCUGACCCGGCACUGUCGCACCCUCGCCCUCCCAGAGAUCAGGCCAGGGAGCCACCGGGAUGGGCAGCCCUGCAGUUCAAGGUUUUAAUGAUCUUUUAAAAUUCAAAAACAUUUUAAAUCACAUUCAUAGUAACAGGCCACAAAUAAACGUCACUUCCUCAA
Messenger RNA from Microcebus murinus (gray mouse lemur), 1745 nucleotides. RefSeq names its product dynein regulatory complex subunit 10 (gene DRC10). Gene Ontology annotation, molecular function: protein binding. The record is from RefSeq and is a predicted model, not a curated record. NCBI's taxonomy places the organism in Eukaryota, Metazoa, Chordata, Mammalia, Primates, Cheirogaleidae.